Messenger RNA from Oryza sativa Japonica Group (Japanese rice), 1944 nucleotides. The record is from RefSeq and is a predicted model, not a curated record. NCBI's taxonomy places the organism in Eukaryota, Viridiplantae, Streptophyta, Magnoliopsida, Poales, Poaceae.
UUUUGUGCACGUGAUGCGCCUUGGUCGUUCUAAACCCUAGAAAUCAACCACCCCUUCCCCUUCUCCUUCACCUUCCCGCCGUCUUCGCCGCCCUCGUUCCUCUCUUCUACCACCACCACCUCCUCCGCCGUCACCGCCGCUGAGAUGGGUCGCAGUAUGCUUCCCGAGCAGCAGGAGGACGUAUCGAGGAAGAGCAAGAAGGAGAAGAAGAGCAAGAAAGACAAGAAGCGGAAGCUGGAGGCGGAGGCCGAGGUGGUGGUGGUGGAGGCGGCUGCGGCCACGUCCACGGAUGAAGCGACGAAGAGCAGCAAGAAGAAGAGGGCCAAGGGCGAUCUGGGCCAAGGAGAGGAGGCGGAGAACGGCGGUGGGAAGGUCGUGGCCGUGACCGGGAAGGGCUCCGCGGACGCCAAGUACGCCCCGCUGUCAUCCUUCGCCGCCACCGCGCUUCCUCCCCAGGUGCUCGACUGCUGCAAGGGGUUCGAGCGUCCGUCGCCCAUCCAAGCGUACGCCUGGCCUUACCUCCUCGACGGUCGUGACUUCAUCGGCAUCGCCGCCACCGGAUCUGGGAAGACGAUUGCGUUUGGUGUGCCGGCUCUGAUGCACGUUAGGAGGAAAAUGGGGGAGAAAUCUGCUAAGAAGGGGGUGCCACGGGUCCUCGUGCUAUCGCCAACGAGAGAGCUUGCUCAGCAGAUCGCAGAUGUACUUUGUGAAGCUGGUGCACCAUGUGGGAUAAGUUCAGUGUGCCUUUAUGGUGGAACUUCCAAAGGACCACAAAUUUCUGCCCUUAAAUCUGGAGUGGAUAUUGUCAUAGGGACACCUGGUCGUAUGAAAGACCUUAUUGAAAUGGGUAUUUGUCGUCUUAAUGAUGUUUCUUUUGUGGUUCUAGAUGAAGCUGAUCGAAUGCUGGAUAUGGGUUUUGAACCUGAAGUCAGAGCAAUUUUAAGCCAAACUGCAUCUGUACGUCAGACGGUUAUGUUCAGUGCUACAUGGCCUCCUGCUGUCCACCAGCUAGCCCAAGAGUUUAUGGAUCCAAAUCCAAUAAAGGUUGUUAUUGGAUCAGAAGAUCUUGCUGCUAACCAUGAUGUGAUGCAAAUUGUUGAAGUAUUGGAUGACAGGUCAAGGGAUUCAAGAUUAGUUGCUUUGCUCGAUAAAUACCAUAAAGCACAGAGAAACAGGGUGUUGGUUUUUGUGUUGUACAAGAGAGAAGCUACGCGAGUAGAAACAAUGUUACAAAGAAGGGGUUGGAGUGCUGUUUCUGUUCAUGGAGAUAAGGCACAGCAUGACAGGACGAAAGCUUUAUCUUUAUUUAAAGAAGGGUCAUGUCCUUUGAUGAUUGCCACUGAUGUCGCAUCCCGUGGACUUGAUAUUCCAGAUGUCGAAGUUGUCAUUAACUAUAGCUAUCCUUUGACUACAGAGGAUUAUGUCCACAGGAUUGGGAGGACCGGUCGUGCUGGCAAGAAAGGUGUUGCACAUACCUUCUUCACUCAAGAGAACAAGGGACUUGCUGGUGAACUUGUCAAUGUUUUGCGGGAGGCUGGUCAGGUCGUUCCUCCUGCACUUACAAAAUUUGGCACACACGUCAAGAAAAAGGAAUCGCAAAUAUAUGGAUCUCAUUUCAAAGAAAUCAAAGCAGAUGCUCCUAAAUCAACAAAGAUUACGUUUGGUGAUUCUGAUGAGGACUAGCAACAUUUGCUGGUCUUUUCUUCGUUGCGUUCUGAAGUUUUGAUGCUUGGAGUAGGCCAAAUAUUCGACAGCAAAAUAUUGCCUUUCUUGAAGGGAGAACCCCUCUAACAGUAUCAUUGUAUACCUAGGUUAGUUUAGUAUCAGUGAUUUCCUACCUUGUCCAGACCAUCUUAUUUUAUACUUGGUUGUAUGUACUGCAAUUUGCUUCUCUUGUGUUGGAAAAAACAGUAAAAUCAGAUAUGUGCUAAGGCACCAUUGGCA